AUGAAUACCACACCGGGUGUGUGUGUGCGGAGCCUGUGUCUGGUGUGGAGUCCCAUGUGUCUGGUGUGGAGUCCCAUGUGUCUGGUGUGGAGUCCCAUGUGUCUGGUGUGGAGUCCCAUGUGUCUGGUGUGGAGUCCCAUGUGUCUGGUGUGGAGUCCCAUGUGUCUGGUGUGGAGUCCCAUGUCUGGGAUUCAGGAAGCAGACCGGUCUGCCUGUGUGCCUGCAGGAGGGCUAAGGGCUGGGGACCGUCUGUUCUUCGUCAUGGAGUAUGUGAACGGAGGUGACCUGAUGUUUCAGAUCCAGCGUUCACGCAAAUUUGACGAGGCACGCUCCCGCUUCUACGCCGCUGAGGUCACGUCGGCACUGAUGUUCCUGCACCAUCACGGAGUCAUCUACAGAGAUCUGAAGCUGGAUAACAUCCUGCUGGAUGCGGAGGGCCACUGUAAGCUGGCAGACUUUGGCAUGUGCAAGGAGGGCAUCCUAAACGGGGUCACCACCACCACCUUCUGUGGCACACCCGACUACAUCGCUCCUGAGAUCCUCCAGGAGCUGGAGUACGGCCCGUCGGUGGACUGGUGGGCUCUGGGGGUGCUGAUGUACGAGAUGAUGGCCGGACAGCCUCCCUUCGAGGCGGACAACGAGGACGACCUGUUUGAGUCCAUCCUCCACGACGACGUUCUGUACCCCGUGUGGCUGAGCAAGGAGGCCGUGUCCAUCCUCAAAGCGUUCAUGACCAAGAGUCCCAGCAAGCGUCUGGGCUGCGUGCUGACUCACGGACAGGAGGAGGCCAUAAAGGUCCACCCCUUCUUCAAGGAGAUCGACUGGGUCAUGCUGGAGCAGAGACGGAUCAAGCCGCCGUUUAAACCUCGCAUUAAAACCAAAAGGGACGUGAACAACUUUGACCAGGACUUCACCCGCGAGGAGCCCAUCCUGACGCCUGUGGAAGACACCAUCAUCAAGCAGAUCAACCAGGAAGAGUUCAAGGGCUUCUCCUACUUCGGGGAAGAGACUCUGACCUCCUAAGGCCUGCUGGGACCUUGCCUCACAAUCCCAUUCAGGAGCCCCUCUUCACCACUUCCUGCCCACCACACUCACACUCGCUCCAGAGUUUACACGCAUACAGAUGUGAAACACACACGCACACGCAAACACCCACAGCGGUGAAACACGUGCACACACACACACACACACACAGCUGUGAAAUAUGCUGUGAACAAACACACACACACACGUAAAUGCAGAUUUGACCCAUGCGAUUGCAUUGACACUGCCACUGAUUGUCACACUACACACACACUUAGGAAGGCACAUACGAACACACUCAACUACUAAGAAUGAAAACUAAGAAGAAGGAGUUAUUUCUUUAAUUGUACCCAGGUCUAACUUUAGUCUGGUCUAACUUUAGUCUGGUCUAACUUUAGUCUGGUCUAACUCCAGAGCUUAAGUCAGACCGUUUUGAAGUCUCCAUCGGGUUUUUGUAUGUCUGUCACUCCAUCCAUGCAUGUUUUAUGCAGAUGUUAAAGCAUCAUCCAAAUGUUUGGUCAUGUAGGAACCCCAAAUGUUAUGGUCUGGACCACCUGUGAUCCAUUCAGAAUAGUGGACCAUACCAAAGUCUUUGAGCCACAGGGGUGGUUGGAGAUGAGUUAGAGUUGGUAACUGUGAUCCGUCCAGUGGAGUUUGAGACACACAGAUUGCUGUGUCAUUGCAUGUACAAAUUGCCAUGUCACAGUGUAUUAUACGCUGGAUGCGUACAGAUCGCCUAUGUCAUGGAGUGUAAUGUAUAGAGGAAGUCAGAGGUCACAAGCUCCCGCUUAGUCAUGGCAGCCAUGUGAUCUCCAUAUCCCAGUUGUACAAUAUUCCAUAGCCAACCAAUUCUCUACAGUCUUACAGUAAAUUCCAGGAGUUCCUAUGAAUUAUUUUUUUGUUGUUGUCUGUAGCGAGUCUUACAGUGUUCUAGAAUGUCCUCCUAAUCCUUCUCCUCCCCUCUGCUGCACCUGAAUGCCAAAACAAAAAAAAACUCACAAAAAAAGAACCAAAUCCUUAAAACCAACGAUUGUAUGAAAGUUUGAAACUUUCUCCAAA
Messenger RNA from Hypomesus transpacificus, 2082 nucleotides. RefSeq names its product protein kinase C epsilon type-like. The record is from RefSeq and is a predicted model, not a curated record. The transcript has 7 exons. Lineage: Eukaryota; Metazoa; Chordata; Actinopteri; Osmeriformes; Osmeridae. Gene Ontology annotation, molecular function: ATP binding; protein serine/threonine kinase activity. Gene Ontology annotation, biological process: protein phosphorylation. Bases 1 to 1023 code for a protein of 340 amino acids.